UUUUAGGCUAAGCCUCGUUUUAUUGUAACAGCUUUUAACAAACGUUUCUGUGGUGAAGUGGUGCCGUGUUAAGUUUAGUAAUAUCAGGAAGCUGCAGUUCAUCUCUCAGUUGCUGAUGGAGCACAUCCGACUACCAAAGGUGGAAAAUGUCUUGCUGCUUGACAAAAUCUCCCCCAGGAGAAGUAGGGUGGGCACUCUCUACCUGACAGCCACUCACACCAUCUUUGUAGAGAGCGAGGCAGGGGUGCGCAAUGAAACUUGGGUGUUUCACAGUUUGGUGUGCAGCGUGGAGAAACAAGGAGCCACAGACUCAGGAUGUCCUCUACUUGUUCACUGCAAGAACUUUCAGGUUCUUCAUUUUGUCAUUCCUCAAGAACAAGAGUGUCUUGAUGUUUUCUUGUCCCUACAGCGUCUCUCCCAGCCAGAAAGUUACAAGGAGCUGUAUUGCUUCUCAUAUAAGCCUAAUGUUGAUGCAGAGGAGCGACGCAAGGAAUGGGACUUCUUGGACCUCAGGGAUGACUUUAGCAGAAUGGGACUUCCAAACUCCCUGUGGAAACUCUCCAAUGUAAACCAACACUACAAGGUGAGUGACACUUACCCCAUUGACCUGUUUGUACCUGAGACUGCCACACCUCCAGUCAUAGUUGGAAGCACCAAGUUUAGAAGCAGAGGAAGAUUUCCAACUCUGUCCUACUACUCCAAUGAAAAACAAGCUGCCAUCUGCCGUAGCAGCCAGCCCCUGUCAGGUUUCAGCGCCCGCUGCUUGGAGGAUGAACAGAUGCUUGAGGCCAUCUUGAGGUCCAAUCCCCACAGUGACUUCAUGUAUGUGGUGGACACCAGGCCUAAGCUGAAUGCAAUUGCAAACCGAGCUGCAGGGAAAGGCUAUGAAAAUGAAGACAACUACUCCAACAUAAAAUUCCAGUUCAUCGGCAUUGAGAACAUCCAUGUAAUGAGAAACAGCCAACAGAAAAUGCUAGAAGUGUGCGAGCUACGCUCCCCCUCCAUGUCAGACUUCCUGGAAGGUCUGGAGAACUCAGGCUGGCUGAGGCACAUCAAAGCUGUUUUGGAUGCAGGCAUCUUCAUCGCCAAGGCUAUUGCGGAGGAAGGUGUCAGUGUCCUGGUUCACUGUUCAGAUGGCUGGGACCGAACUGCACAAGUGUGUUCAGUGGCUUGUGUGCUGCUGGAUCCUUACUACAGGACCCUCAGAGGAUUCAUGGUUCUCAUCGAAAAAGACUGGGUCUCAUUUGGACACAAGUUCUCACACAGGUGCAACCACUUGGUGGGAGACCCAAAGGAGGUUUCCCCCAUCAUAGAUCAGUUCCUAGAGUGCGUGUGGCAGCUCAUGGAGCAGUUCCCCUGUGCCUUUGAGUUCAAUGAGAGGUUCCUCAUCACCAUUCACAGCCACAUCUACUCCUGUCAGUUUGGCAACUUCAUUGGCAACAACCAGCGGGAGAGGACAGAGUUACAACUGCAUGAGAGGACUCACUCUUUGUGGAGUUAUCUUUGGACAAACCGAGCAGACUUUAUCAAUCCUCUUUACCGAGCAAACCACAGACAGACACAGGGGCUACUUCAGCCAUCUACUGCCCCCUACUGCUUCAAGUUUUGGAGAGGGCUGUAUAACCGCUUUGACAGAGGGAUGCAUCCUCGACAGUCUGUGGAGGAUUAUCUGAGUGCAAUCCAAGAGGAGACACAGCAGCUAGAGGAGCAGCUGGCUUCACACAAAGAGAAAAUUACUCAACUGGAGAAGGAGCAGGGCUGGAGAACUGUUGCACAGAAAAACGGCACCUUUGAUAGUAGCCCUACAGUGUGUGCUCAUGACAACAACCUUAAUAUGGCAAACACUCCUCAGGACUACACUGGGGGCUUCAUCACUAACAGCCCUUGUCAGCCCAAAGCAGCAGACAGCAGCCUGAUACUUCUGAACCAAGUCUUGACCCAGACGUCUGAAUCCAGCCUCUCCAACAGCAGCGACCAGGAGUCAGGUAUUGCAGACCUGAGCUAUCGCUCACCACUCAGUGAGGACAGUACCAGGGAUCCAGACUCUGAUGAGACUGCAUACUCAGCUGCUUGAACAAAUGUAGCAUUUGGUGAAAGGAGCAGCAACAAACAGCUGACCCUAGGGCCACAGAACAAGCACUGCCUUCACCAGGUAACCUGGCUGUAGGCUAAGUUGGGCUGCACAGAUGAUUUGCACUUUUGCUUGCAUGUGGAAUGGAAGACUUCUCCUGUUUUUAUGUGCAUUCUAUGUUGUACCUGUUUACUGUAACUGAUCUCUCUUUGUCUGUUACCUCAGCAAGACAAACUCACAUUUUCAUGCCUAUGUUUUCGGGGCCAUUUAGCUAAAUGCUUGACUUUUGCAAUGGUCGUUCACACAAUGUGUUUUAUCAGGAUUUUUCCUUCCAAAUGUAAAUACGUGACUUUUGCUCCAAAUCUUUUUUUAGCGCAUUUAUAGUAAAGAAAAAUAAAGUUAAGUAAAUGUCAUAACACAAUUUAAAGUGGAACUAAACAGAUCAAAAAAUGAAACAAGAGUAUUAAAGAGGUGCUUGCGGGAAAUGUUGAUUACUUAAAUUUAUAGCAGUGUUUAUAGAAUCAAUAAGUCCUUUUUCAUAAUCUGUUUGGGUAAUUUUGCUGCACCUUAUGGUCACUGUGGUAUCAAGAAGCAUCCUGUCAAACCAAAAAUCACAAUGAAGCAUUCAAAAAGCCAGUGUUGUAACCUCACCAAACUUGGGACGCCUCAGUGGCCACACAUCUUUUACCAGUGGUUGGUUAGUGUUUAUGCCGCCCUGUGUUUCAUGCCUGUAUCUUCACUUGUUGCACAUAAAUAUGUGAGGAUUCCACUACAAGAUGUAAGCACUUCCAUAAAAAUGUUAUGUAUGUAUGGUUCAUACUAUUUCAACUCCAGAUGAUCAAACCUAAUUCUUACCAAAGUGAUGUGAGUGUCUGAUGCUAUCAAGUGAGUGCAGAGCAAAUGAUAAGACUACUGAGUGCUAAAACCAUAAACUAGAGCAUGUGAACACAAAAGGCUGCCACUGUAGGUUGCAGCUUGAGAUUUAGAGGACCUCAACCACCUUAACUAAUAAAAACACUAAAACUGCUAACUUUGAUUGCAUUUUGUACUGUGGUGCAAACCAAAACUGCAAAUGAACAGAGAGAGAUGAUAAAGCAAAGCAUGUUAAAAUAUUUUUAUACAGUGAAAUAUUUUGAACCACUGUAUAAUCUUUCUUUAAAGCAUGCUGUUUUUAUUUGUAUGAGAAGGUAUUCAUUUCCUGGUCAAAAUAAUUUCUGACCUUGUAUAAAAGAGCUUUAUAUCACUGUGCUUAUUUAGUUGGGUGACAUAAGAGCAUUGUAUUUACACUGAUUAAAUGUACAGUUGUGAAAUUGCCAAUUUAA
This is a messenger RNA of Cheilinus undulatus (humphead wrasse), 3393 nucleotides long. It is a transcript of the gene mtmr7a, whose product is annotated as myotubularin related protein 7a. The transcript has 14 exons. Lineage: Eukaryota; Metazoa; Chordata; Actinopteri; Labriformes; Labridae. The record is from RefSeq and is a predicted model, not a curated record. Gene Ontology annotation, biological process: dephosphorylation. The coding region runs from base 116 to 2074 and encodes 652 amino acids. Gene Ontology annotation, molecular function: phosphatase activity.